CACACAUGCUAAACUCAUUUUCUUUUUGUAAUAACUUUGUCGGGACUCAGCUACACUAUAUAGUACUAUAAUAUUUAAAGACACGAAGAGUAGAGAAGAAACUCCAUAACCUAAUGAGCUCUUAAACUAAAAAAAAUUGAAGUAUAGAGAGAAUUAUAUUGAUGAUGAAGAAGAAGAACAUAGGAACUAGUUUGAUUCUUCUCUUAGUGCCUUUGGCAUUAUUACUAGUUCUUUAUGUGAACCCACCUCACUAUUCUUCUUCUUCUUCUUCGAAAACCUCUCUUCAUCUCUACACUAUUAAUCCUCAUCGAAAGCUCAUUUCUCAUAUUCUCUUAACUUCGUCUUCUGAAUCUUCAAGUAGUUACGCGGUCAUAUUUGACGCGGGUAGCUCUGGUAGUCGUGUCCAUGUUUACCAAUUCGACUCCAAUCUCGAUCUUCUUUCUAUAGAAGGCGAGUUGGAGAUUUAUGAUCAUGUUGAACCGGGAUUGAGUUCAUAUGCUAGUAAUGUUACUGCUGCGGCGGAGUCUUUGAUUGGUCUCCUCCAAAUAGCUGAGGAUGCAGUUCCUCAGGAUCUGCAUUCCUCCACACCCGUUAGGGUUGGGGCUACUGCUGGGUUGAGAUCUUUAUCUGGGAAUACCUCAGAAGAAAUUUUGGAAGAAGUUAGGAAAUUACUGAAAGAAAAAAGUGACUUCAAACUUGAAUCAGAUGACUCAGUUGCUGUUCUUGAUGGAAUUCAAGAAGGAUCAUAUUUGUGGGUAGCAAUAAACUACUUACUUGGAAAUUUGGGAAAAGAAUAUGGAGAAACAGUUGGAGUGGUUGAUCUUGGAGGUGGAUCAGUUCAAAUGUCUUAUGCUAUUUCUGAAAAAGCUUAUUCAAAUGCACCAACUCCAAAAAAUGGAGAAGAAACAUAUGUCAAGGAAACUUAUCUCAAAGGCUCCAAAUAUUAUCUCUAUGUCCACAGUUACUUAGGUUAUGGUUUAUUAGCUGCAAGAGCAGGGCUUUUAAAUGUCACUGGUGAUUAUGGAAGCCCUUGCAUUUUGGAUGGCUAUAAUGGUGAUUAUACGUAUAGUGGUAUAACUUAUAAUGCAUCAGCAUUUGGCUCAAGCAUCUACAAGUGCAGAAAAGUAGCUGAUAAAGCUCUUAGACUAUCAGAUUCAUGUUCAUACAUAAAUUGUACAUUUUCUGGGAUAUGGAAUGGAGGAGGAGGAAUUGGAGUGAGUAAUCUUUACGUCGGUUCCUUCUUUUUCGAUAGGGCGGCUCAGGUUGGCUUUAUCAACAAGAGUGACCAUGUUGCCAAAGCUUAUCCAGCACAAUUUAAAGAUGCAGCUACUCUUGCUUGCCAAACUAAAUUUGAAGACGCUGCAUCUGUAUUUCCAGGUGUAGACAAGUCUGAUUUACCUUAUAUUUGCUUGGACCUUGUUUACCAGUAUUCCUUGCUUGUUGAUGGUUUUGGUUUGAAGCCAUGGGAAGAGAUUACUUUGGUGAAGAAAGUGAAAUAUCAAGAUGGUUGGGUUGAAGCUGCAUGGCCACUAGGGAGUGCCAUAGAAGCUGUCUCAUCAUCAUCAUCAUCAUCAAAAUCUCAACUUUGAUGAGCAUGAGCAUGGCUACACCUAAUUAGUGAUUAUGUGAAGAAUUUGGGCUCUGAAUAAUAAUUAAUGUUAAUUAUUGGUUUGUAUUUGAGUUAGUUAAUUUAAUUAGAGACUGCUCAAUUAUUGUAACCAUCUAUUCCCAUAUAAAUAAUCUAAUAAAUUUAUUCAGAGCCAUUUUCAAAUU
This is a messenger RNA of Cannabis sativa, 1773 nucleotides long. RefSeq names its product apyrase 1. Lineage: Eukaryota; Viridiplantae; Streptophyta; Magnoliopsida; Rosales; Cannabaceae. The transcript has 9 exons. The record is from RefSeq and is a predicted model, not a curated record. Bases 162 to 1589 code for a protein of 475 amino acids. Gene Ontology annotation, biological process: nucleoside diphosphate catabolic process. Gene Ontology annotation, molecular function: nucleoside diphosphate phosphatase activity. Gene Ontology annotation, cellular component: membrane.